Manihot esculenta (cassava) is the source of this 3655-nucleotide messenger RNA. Its product is annotated as calmodulin-binding transcription activator 3. Gene Ontology annotation, molecular function: protein binding; double-stranded DNA binding; transcription coregulator activity. The transcript has 13 exons. The record is from RefSeq and is a predicted model, not a curated record. Gene Ontology annotation, biological process: regulation of transcription by RNA polymerase II. NCBI's taxonomy places the organism in Eukaryota, Viridiplantae, Streptophyta, Magnoliopsida, Malpighiales, Euphorbiaceae. Gene Ontology annotation, cellular component: nucleus. Bases 161 to 3328 code for a protein of 1055 amino acids.
AAAGGAGACUCGACCUUUGACAAAAAUCCGCUACCGUCACCUGUCUGUAAAAUUCUACUUGAGCUGCUCCCCUCCGUCUCACCGCUGUUCUGAAACUGUUGCAAAAUUUCUCUAAUCGCUUUCUCACAGAGACAGAUACAGUGAGGAGGAGGAGGAAUUCAUGGCAGAGGCUAGAAGCUCCCCCAUUGGUAACCAGCUAGAUAUUCUACAAAUUCUUGUUGAAGCACGACAUAGAUGGCUACGACCUGCGGAAAUUUGUGAAAUUCUUCGCAAUUAUAAGCAAUUCCGUGUUGCUCCUGAACCUCAACAUAGGCCACCGAGUGGUUCACUUUUGCUUUUUGACCGCAAGGCGCUGAGAUACUUCAGAAAAGAUGGGCAUAACUGGAGGAAGAAAAAAGAUGGGAAGACAGUUAAAGAAGCUCAUGAGAAGCUCAAGUCUGGAAGUGUUGAUGUUUUGCAUUGUUAUUAUGCCCAUGGAGAAGGAAAUGAAAAUUUUCAAAGACGGAGUUACUGGAUGCUUGAAGAGGAACUUUCUCAUAUAGUACUUGUCCACUAUCGAGAUGUAAAGGGAAACAGGGCAAAUUUUAAUAAUGUUAAGGAGCAUGAAGAUACUAUUCCAUGUACCCAAGAGAUUGAAGACACUGUACCCCAUUCUGAGAUGGAUACUUCUGUUUCUUCCCAUUUUCAUCAUGAUAAUUAUCAGGUGCCUGCUCAAACUGCAGAUACAAUAAGCAUGAAUAGUGCGCAGGCGUCAGAAUAUGAGGAUGCUGAAUCAGUAUAUAAUCACCAAGCAAGUUCUGGAUUGCACCUUUUUCUUGAGGAACAGCAACCUGCAAGAGAGAAGAUAGAUGCUAGCCUGCGUGACCAUCAUGAUCCUGUGUCAUUGUCAAGUGGUUAUGAAGGGAAGUUGUCAGCAGUUCCUGGGAGGGACUUUUUCUCACUAGCCCAUGCUGAUAAAGCUGAAGACACUGAGGGUGCUAGCUCAACAUUUCAGCUGCAGAAACAUUUCGACCUACCCUGUUGGAAGGACAUAUUAGAAAAUUUUACUCCUGGAAUUGAAUCUGCAUCCUUCCGGCCCCAAUUUUCAUCACAAGGCGAUACUGCUGGAAUCAUUCCUAAACAAGAAGAUGCAAUACCGAAACAGCUUCUUUCCAACAGUUUACCGCUCCAGAAAGAGUGGCAGAAUUUGGAAGACGCUUCUUCACGCCUCUCAAAGUGGGCCAUGGAUCAGAAGUUGCAUCCAAAUUCAACAGCUGAUCUCACUACUAGUUUUCAUGAACAAGAACUUCUCAGUGGUGAUUUAACUAAUACACUUGAGCUUUUUGGAACACAGAAAAGUGGUCAUUCUGUGCAAAAUGAUGUUCAGUUACAAUAUUCCAAUACAGACCAAAGUAUAACCCCAGAAGGAAAAUCCAUAUACUCUUCUACUGUGAAGCAGCUAUCUGAAGAAGGUCUAAAGAAGCUUGAUAGUUUCAGCCGAUGGAUGAGUAAGGAACUUGGUGAUGUAAAUGAGUCCCAUAUGCAGUCCAGUUCUGGGCCCUACUGGGAUGCAGUUGAAAAUGAAAAUGGGAUUGACGAUCCCAAAAUCUCAUCUCGAGUACACUUGGAUACAUAUUUGCUAGGUCCUUCCCUCUCACAGGACCAACUCUUUAGCAUCAUUGAUUUUUCACCCACCUGGGUAUAUGUAGGCUCCAAGAUUAAGGUUCUUAUCACGGGAAGAUUCUUGAAGACUCCAGAAGAAGUAGAAAAUUGUAAAUGGUCAUGUAUGUUUGGGGAAGUUGAAGUUCAAGCAGAGGUUAUAGCUGAUGGUGUUCUCCGUUGUCAGACUCCUUUAAAUAAGGCUGGCAUGGUUCCUUUUUAUGUUACAUGUUCAGAUAGAGUGGCAUGUAGUGAAGUGCGUGAAUUUGAAUACCGACUCAGUCAAGAUGUGAAUAUUAUUGAUAGUUACAGCAGCAGCUCUAGUGUAAUGCGGUUUGGAAAAUUAUUGUCUCUUAACUCUCUUUCUCUUCCAAAAUGCAACACCAGCAAUAUAGUUGAAAAUACUCAAUUAAGCAAUAAAAUUAGUUCACUUCUGAAAGUGCACAAUGAGGAAGAAUGGAAUAAAAUGUUAAAGCUUACUUCGGAAGCUGGAGUUUCCUUGGAGAAAGUAAAGGAGGAACUUCUUCAAAAGCUACUCAAAGACAGGUUACAUGUUUGGCUUUUGCAAAAAGCAGCUGAAGGUGGAAAGGGCCCUAGUGUAUUAGAUGAAGGCGGUCAGGGAGUACUACAUUUGGCCGCUGCUCUGGGCUAUGACUGGGCCCUUGAACCCACAAUAGUUGCAGGUGUAAGUGUCAAUUUCCGGGACAUAAAUGGAUGGACUGCACUUCACUGGGCAGCAUCUUGUGGCAGAGAGCGCACAGUUGCGUCCCUUGUCUUUCUUGGUGCAGCUCCUGGAGCAUUAACAGAUCCAACUCCUAAAUAUCCUACAGCCAGAACACCUGCUGACCUAGCUUCUGCUAAUGGACACAAAGGAAUUGCUGGUUAUCUGGCAGAAUCUGCUUUGAGCGCCCACCUUUUUUCUCUUAAUCUGGAUAAGCAGGAUGGUGAUGUGGCAGGAGUUCCUGAGGCAAAAGCAGGGCAGAUAGUUCCAGAGCAUAGCACAUCUGUAAAUAGUGAUGGAGACUUACCAUAUGGACUUUCCUUAAAGGACUCAUUAGCUGCUGUCUAUAAUGCUACUCAAGCUGCUGCUCGUAUCCACCAAGUCUUCAGGGUACAAUCCUUCCAAAAGAAGCAGUUAAAAGAGUUUGGUGAUGAUAAAUAUGGAAUGCCACAUGAGCAUGCUCUUUCAUUUAUUGCGUCUAAGGCACUCAAGUCUGGACAACAUGAUGAGCCCGUGCAUGCUGCUGCAACAAGGAUUCAAAACAAGUUCCGCAGUUGGAAGGGUAGAAAGGAAUUUUUAAUAAUCCGGCAGCGAAUUGUUAAAAUUCAGGCUCAUGUAAGAGGCCACCAGGUUAGGAAAAACUAUAGAAAGAUAGUAUGGUCUGUGGGGAUUGUGGAGAAAGUUAUCUUGCGUUGGAGACGAAAAGGAAGUGGUUUGCGUGGAUUCAAAUCAGAAGCACUUAUUGGGGGUCCCAGUAUGCAGGAUAGAUCACCAAAGGAGGAUGACUAUGAUUUCUUUAAAGAAGGCAGAAAACAAACAGAAGCAAGAUCACAGAUUGCUCUUGCGAGGGUGAAAUCCAUGCACCAGUAUCCUGAGGCAAGAGAUCAAUAUCGCCGGCUGCUAAAUGUGGUUACUGAGAUUCAGGAAACUAAGUUUUAUCUCUUAAUCGGUUUUGCAGCUAGUGGGUGAUCAAAUUAACAAUUCUGAAGCAACAGCCGAGUUCGACGACUUGAUUGAUGUUGAAGCAUUAUUUGAUGAUGACACUUUCAUGCCUGCAGCUUCCUGAGCCAAUCUAUGGUUCAUUACGUUCUCUUCGGCUAUCCUAAGAUUUAUCUGUAAAUCCCCUUAUUGAUAUAAUAUUAGCUAAAGCAGUUUAGGAAUUGUUUCAAAUGAUAGCAAUUGAAGCCAUAUUGACUUGUUUCUUAACUGUUUGCAGCGUCGUGUAUUAUCAUACCAUACUUCGCUUUGCACCUUGUACCAAUGUCCAAAUUAAUAAUUUAGGCAUUAUUAUGUUAA